Molecule: messenger RNA, 646 nt
Organism: Chaetomium strumarium
Lineage: Eukaryota; Fungi; Ascomycota; Sordariomycetes; Sordariales; Chaetomiaceae
Product: ribosomal protein S10 domain-containing protein
Exons: 3
Coding region: 87-437 (116 amino acids)
Biological process (GO): translation
Cellular component (GO): cytosolic small ribosomal subunit; ribosome
Molecular function (GO): structural constituent of ribosome; RNA binding
Source: RefSeq, a predicted model, not a curated record
GAUCCUCGCGUUCGAGUCGUGAAGGCACCUUCUAAGCAGUCAAUCAAACAAGUCACAAACUCGACUCUCAAGACCAAUCCGCCAAGAUGUCUUACAACAAGCCCGAGAAGGACUUCGGCGAGGCCCCGAAGGUCCACAAGAUCCGCAUCACCCUGACCUCGCGCAAGGUGCAGGCUCUCGAGAAGGUCUGUCAGGAACUGAUCGAGCGCGCCAAGAACAAGGACCUCCGCGUCAAGGGCCCCGUCCGCCUGCCCACCAAGAUCCUCAAGAUCACCACCCGCAAGACCCCCUGCGGUGAGGGUUCCAAGACCUGGGACUCGUACGAGAUGCGCAUCCACAAGCGCCUCAUCGACCUGACUGCGCCGACCGAGAUUGUCAAGCAGAUCAUCAUCAACAUUGAGGCUGGUGUCGAGGUUGAGGUUACGAUUGCUGCUUAAAGAAGGUAGACGAGUGGUACAAACGCCAAAAAAAAAAAAAUUAAACGCGGCCCUCGCGAAGGCGCAAGCUUUCGGGAGUUACUCCCAGGCAUCUGAGCUUCACUGCGUGCUAGCAGCAUGCUGCGGUGACAAAAUGCAAUUCGCUGGUCCCGGUCAACGUGACCCAACCCCGUUUUGGUGAAUGUUCAUUGGCCCGGGGAAUACAUGAC